Nicotiana attenuata is the source of this 1140-nucleotide messenger RNA. RefSeq names its product fatty-acid-binding protein 1-like. The transcript is spliced from 4 exons. The coding region runs from base 76 to 906 and encodes 276 amino acids. The record is from RefSeq and is a predicted model, not a curated record. NCBI's taxonomy places the organism in Eukaryota, Viridiplantae, Streptophyta, Magnoliopsida, Solanales, Solanaceae. Gene Ontology annotation, molecular function: intramolecular lyase activity.
AACUUGAAACCACAGCAAGAACCAAUAUAUCAUCAUACUAUCCUCUUUGCCUUUAAUUUAACCUUCAACUUAAAAAUGCCAAGCACAAUGGAAGAUGUCACUACAAAGACUGAGGCAGUUGAAAUUGACCCCAAAACUGUUCUUGCUUUGAAUAAAUCAGCUGCAAUUGAUGAAAAGAAGAUUAGUACUGAAGUUGAACCAAAGACUGCUGACACUGAAACAAAAAAGGAGGAUUCUGGUUGUGACAAAACUGAAGAGGAAAAGAAGGAGAAAUGUGACCAAGUUGAACCCAUAAAAGAGGAGGAAAUUCCAGUUGAGACUGAACCAAAAACUGGAGUUACUUUUCCUGUCAAACUACAAGAUGGGAAGUUAUUGAAAGCUGUUGGUUUAAGGAAGAAAAGCAUGCUUGGCAUAGGCCUCAAGAUAUAUGGCUUUGGAAUAUAUGCAGACAAUGAGAAAAUGAAGGAACUAAUGCAGUCAAAGAUUGGGAACAAAGCACCAUCAAAACCAACAAAGGAAAUGUAUCAAAUGGUAAUUGAUAGUGAUUUUGGGAUGAUGGUGCUUUUGGUAAUAGUGUUUUCUGGGCUAUCAAUGAGUAUGGUUAGAAAGAAUUUUGAUGAAGGCCUUGGUGCAGCCAUAAAGAAACUCACUGGUGGCAAGAAUGAAGAACUAACCAAAAAGAUCAUGGGUGAAGCAUCUGAUGAUAUAAAGCUCACUUCUGGAUCAGUCAUCGAGAUUUCUAGGCUUCCUGGAUUUGUUCUUCAGACAAAAGUGAUGGGUGAGAUAGUGAGCAAGGUGGAAAGUGAACUACUGUGCAGAGCCUACAUUUACAUGUAUUUAGGUGAGGAUCCCUUUGACAAGGAAGCCAAGGACAAGUUUGGGACAUCUAUGCUCUCAAUGUUCUAAGUUGAAAAAUUCAAGCAGCAAUUUCUAGAAUGUUAGUAGGAAAUAAUUUCUUUUUUCGUGCCCUGCAUCUGUGGUGUUCUGUUCGUGAAGAAAAGAACGCGAGCACUUUAAUUAUGUCUAGUUAAGCUAUAUAAAAAUCUUGAAAUGUUAGUAACUUUGAGCACUUGAUAUAUAUUCAAUAAGAAAAAUAUUAGCAGUGUUUUCUUUUUGAUUAAUUAAAUGCAGAAUGUGUUA